Molecule: messenger RNA, 963 nt
Organism: Caenorhabditis briggsae
Lineage: Eukaryota; Metazoa; Nematoda; Chromadorea; Rhabditida; Rhabditidae
Exons: 5
Coding region: 1-963 (320 amino acids)
Source: RefSeq, a predicted model, not a curated record
AUGUCGUCAAGAUACACGUCCUCGUACACUUCUCGGUAUGGAAGUGGCGGCGAUUAUGGCUCCAGCUCGUACAGUAGCAGCCGCGACCGGGAUACUAGUAGCUAUCGGGACAGAGACUAUUGCUCGUCGUCUCGCUAUUCAUCGAGACCCAAAUAUUCGAGCUAUGCUUCCAAGUACACUACGGACCUUGGAAAAUCUACUGAUAGUAAGCAAAUGCUAUUUUUUUGUCAGUUUCUAUCCUCUACUUUCCGCUUCUUAAUUCUUCGGCUUUUUUGGUUAUCUAUGAUUCUCAUCUGGUUUGUAGUACCCAAAUGGAAGACUACACCGCUGCUGCUCCAAUCGCCAAGGACGAGAUCGAAGAGCUGUCUUAUGAUGACUCCAACCACCCCAACUGAGGAGUUCGUCGCUGCUCCACGUGAGGUGCUCCAGGAGAGCCAGAUUUCGGACUUUGUCGAAGAAGAGGACGACGCCGACAAGGCCAACGAGGUCGAGGAGGUCAAGUUGACUCUCGAGUCGCAAGUGGAGUCGGAGCAAGAGUCCGAGGUCGAGAACAACGACGACGAGGACGAAGUUCGCAAGGCUCAGGAGUUACUCGCUUCGAGCACUCAGAUUCGCGAGGAUUCGCCAGUCGCGUCGCCAGUCGCUUCGCCAGUCAAGGUCUCGUUCGCUGCUGAGACUUUCGGUGCUCAGGAUAAUGGAAACGAGGCUGAGAAUCGCACUCCGAGCCCAACUGUGCUCAACGCUAAGAAGCUUGGAGGGAUCCCAUGGCCACCAAAGGCUAGCGGCGAUGUCAAGAAAGAGGGCGGAGACGUUGAGGUUCUUCCGAAGAAGCGCGUCAGCGAUCUUAUUGCUCGCUUCAACACUGGAAUCUCGGACGAGUCGAAGAAGACCGACGACUCUUACAAGAACGAGUACGGAGCUGGUUCCAACGUUGGGAAGGUCUCCACCCACAACUUCGCCUGA